Molecule: messenger RNA, 922 nt
Organism: Syzygium oleosum
Lineage: Eukaryota; Viridiplantae; Streptophyta; Magnoliopsida; Myrtales; Myrtaceae
Product: thioredoxin O1, mitochondrial-like
Exons: 6
Coding region: 174-641 (155 amino acids)
Source: RefSeq, a predicted model, not a curated record
GUUUUCCUGCACACCUUCUCGCGCUCUCUCUCUCUCUCUCUCUCUCUCUCUCUCAUACAUCGCUAGAAUGAGGAGGUGUGCGGCGCUGUUGCGGCGGUCGUGGACCUCGAGCGGCGGCGGCGGAAUCGUGGGCCUCCGCCGGCAACCCCAGUUCCUCCUUCCUCUCCCAAGUUAUGCCGAUGACGCACAAAGAGCCGUCCCUUCCAUGGUCGCCUCUGCCUUCGCCGCUAUCUCUCUUCCCCGGACCUUCUCCUCAGCUUCGUCUCCUUCAGUCCACUAAGGCCAAUCUUGCAAUCUCGGGUUCGUCAAGCAUGCACCUUGUCAAGUCAGAAGAACAAUUCGAUGGUGUGCUUGCCAAGAUCCGAGAUGAGUCUGCACCAGCAAUUUUGUACUUCACUGCGGCAUGGUGUGGUCCUUGCAGAUUCAUGUCCCCUGCCAUUGAAGCAUUGAAUGAGAAGUACCCUCAUGUGACUACGUAUAAAAUUGACAUUGAUCAGGAGGGCAUUCAAGACAAAUUGAUGGAGCUGAGGAUCGACUCUGUGCCGAGACUUCAUUUCUUCAGCAAGGGGCAGAAGGUAGAUGAAAUUGUGGGAGCUGAUAUUGAACGCUUGAAGCAUACAAUGGAUAGGCUAUACAAGUGAUUCUUUUAUGGCCUCUUGCGCUAUACAGAUGUGUUUGUGCAUAUGAGCUGACAUAACUGCUCCUACCCUAUUGGGCCUUAGGGGCUGCUGGCCCUGCAUAGGAGUGCAUCGCCUUCUGUAGAGUUUGUGAGGCGACGACUGUAUCUGUCGUGGCGGUCCUGAGACUUCUUGGACUUCUUUUUGUCAUGUUUUUCAUUGAUUAGGAUUACCCAGUGUGAAAUAACUUAUGAUUUCCCGAUGAAAGCCUCUAAUAAAACAUGGGGAACUUUCUCUUGGCUGCC